This is a messenger RNA of Lutzomyia longipalpis, 2730 nucleotides long. RefSeq names its product FMRFamide receptor-like. Bases 907 to 2316 code for a protein of 469 amino acids. The record is from RefSeq and is a predicted model, not a curated record. Gene Ontology annotation, biological process: G protein-coupled receptor signaling pathway. Gene Ontology annotation, cellular component: membrane. The transcript has 3 exons. Gene Ontology annotation, molecular function: G protein-coupled receptor activity. NCBI's taxonomy places the organism in Eukaryota, Metazoa, Arthropoda, Insecta, Diptera, Psychodidae.
AGUUAGUUGAAUUCUUGUGCCGAGUUAACAACGGACCGAUUAGUAACUCGUGGGAGCUUCCUCAAAAGAGCUGACUAUUUGCGAAUUGACUUCAACCUCCUCAGAAAAGUGUCAAUUUUCUCGGAUUAAAAGCCCGUCAAUCGUACGCAAUUGAUGUUCUCGUGCUUUUUUGUGUGUGAAGUGUUGUGCGAAAAAUUGCUCAUAGAAGAAAAGUUUAGCAAUUAUUUAAGGGAGAAAAAAAGGGGUGGUGGAACUUUCUGAAAGAUAAUUAAGGUGUGAAGAGAAAAAAAAGGUUAACCAGAGCGGAUUUUAAAUUGGAUACCUCAUUCAUCAACCAUCGUUUGGUGACUUUUCCAAUUCUUUUUCUCUUCCGACCUGUCUCUUUAAUUGGAGUAGCUGAAGAAGAAGAAAAUUUUAUCGAGAAGGGCUUUUAUCCACUUCCUUACGAGUUGAACACGCAUUGAACGCAAUUCGGCACAAGUGUGAGGGAUAUUGAAUUUUUGGCAAAAAGCUUCACGCAUCGAGGGCGGAGGGGUCCGCUGGAAAGAAGGUCUCCUGUCUAACCGCAAGGCAUGUUUCAGAAAAGUAUAUAAAAACCCGAGGUUGUGGCAAUAAUUUAGCGUGGUGUCAGUGAAAUUAGAGAGAGAAAAAGUCUCCCUGGAGGGAGGUAAAGCCGCCAGGGUACGCAAUAAAAUGUGAAUUGAGCUACUUAGCGUUGUGUGACAUGAUGAACAUGGGCGGGAGGAAUGAGUACCGCACCGAUGCGCGGAACAUCCAAUCUCACCGACAUCCAGACGUGUUGCAUGCUAAUGUGCUCCCGUCACUUGCAAUCUCAUCCACUCUGGCGGCACCAUCUUAAUCAUAAUAACAAGAUCGAGACAUCGUAGAUUUCAAACAUAAAUCACCAUGAAUCCAGUGGGGGAUCCAUGGGGCGAGGAUGGACUCAGCAGUGUGGCAGCAGAUGAUGGGGGUACAACCCCCGCAGAUUGGCUCAUGGUGGGAAAUGUAAGCGUUGGCAAUGAGAGUGAGGUGCUGUACUACACAAAUAGCUGCCUCUACGCAUACAAUCCAACCGAUGAAAUGAUCACCUUCCAGUUCUGGAUCUGUGGCAUCCUCCUCAAUAUCGUCGGUAUCCUCGGUAUCCUUGGCAAUGUACUGUCCAUGGUGAUUCUAUCUCGACCCCAAAUGCGCUCUAGCAUUAACUAUCUCCUAAUUGGAUUAGCACGCUGUGACAUUGUUCUUAUUAUCACGUCCGUCCUGCUUUUUGGCAUUCCGAGCAUCUACCCCUACACAGGUUACCUCUUCUUCUACCACUACUACAUCUUCCCCAACAUAUCACCCUAUGUCUUUCCCAUUGCCAUGGUGGCACAAACAGCUAGCAUCUACCUCACAUUCACCGUCACUCUCGAACGUUUUGUUGCCGUAUGCCAUCCACUACGGGUACGUGCUCUCUGCACCUACGGACGUGCCAAGCUAUACGUACUCGUAUGCAUCAUCUUUGCCAUACUCUACAACUUGCCACGAUUCUUUGAGGUUAGCGUUAUUGAGCACGUCUUCAAAGGUGGUGUAGUUUACUGCGUUAUAGCAUCGGAGAUGCGCUCUAAUCCGAACUACAUUGAAAUCUACAUUCAUUGGCUGUAUCUAAUCUUCAUCUAUGUGCUUCCUUUUAGUCAACUUGCCAUCCUCAAUGCCCUCAUCUAUGCCCAAGUACGACGGGCAAAUCGCGAACGGCAACGCCUAAGUCGGACGGAGAAGCGAGAAAUUGGUCUUGCAACCAUGCUUCUAUGUGUGGUGAUUGUGUUCUUCCUGUGCAAUGUUCUCGCAAUGAUUAACAACAUCAUGGAGGCAUUCUACGACACAACCAACGACUACCUGGUUAACACAUCCAACCUCUUGGUCACAAUCAACUCAAGCGUCAACUUCAUCAUCUAUGUGAUAUUUGGGGAAAAAUUCAAGAGGAUUUUUUUAACGCUAUUCUGCAAGGGACGCAUCGGUCGUGAAUCCCCAGAUGGGCUCAUCCACGAUGACAGUUCCUUCUCAAAUGGGGAUGGGAACCAUCGGAAUUCAGGACGGUUUCAGCGGCAUGGGACUUCGCGCAGUAGUACGCGGAGCAAUGGGACAAGCUUGCGGAUCACGCGUUCUGUCCGUGUACGAGCUCCCUCGCCGGGUCCGUGCGUCUACUACCCGGCGAGGGAUUUCAAACCACGCGGCGGCUUGGUCACAAGGAGUGUCUCUAUGCAGAAUAGUGACUGGGAACAUGAUACAAUGGAUACAAUAGUCAAUGGGAAUGGUUUGGUGUCCACCACCGCCUUCUGAAGGACCCCAAGACUUUGCCGCAGUGUACAUAGUGUAAAGAAAACAAAAUAUAAGAAAGUAUGUAAGAAAACUUUACAAAAAGUCAAUCCAAAAAGAGAUUUUAAGUGUUCUGUGAUGAUUUCACAUCGAGAUUGUGUUACACAAGAAAGGAUAUGAGACUGUGUAUCCACCUUGAUUAUAUAGAAAAGGAGAUAUCAGUAGACGCAAAAGCCCUCUCGAAAAAUCAAUCCAAAGGGAAAAUCCCAUUAGAAAACAAGACGAAGACUUUGUUAAAAGAGAGAGAGAACGAGAUCGGGCUUUUAUUGUGUCCAAGAAAAGCCAAUAAGGGAGCGAGAUUUUUUUUUCUUUUUUGUAUAAAAAAAAGUGUGAAAAGAGGAUUUAAUGGCAGAAAUAAAAUUAAGAGUUACAAAUUCA